CACACAUAUACACACACACAUAGAUAUCUUCAGCUCACCUCUCCCUUCUCACACCCAUGCUUGAACUUGGACACAAUUAGCCUACAAGACUAUGGAUUCUGAGGAAAAGGUAACUUCGCAAUAAGGAGAACUGUCUGAAGACGUGGACUGGAGUGCUGAGUGGAAUGAAUACUGUGGGAUUUCACUCUCCACAAGUGCUGCAGAUCCGUCACUGGAGUUUGAUUCAGUUUCACUUCUUAUCCGUCUCUGCGACAUCAUUCUAAAUAAGAUCAGUUGGCUUGGACAAAGGCUAGAGAGUGUUGGUGUGGCCCUGACAGGUUUCAACAUCUUGGACAUUCAGGCAUCAUGACUGCCCAUCAGCUACAGAUGCCCUUCUUAAUCAUCACAUCUUUUCAUUUUCCUAAGUGGAAAUGUAAAAACCCUGACUGUUUCCAACAGUACUGACCCGUGCUACAGCUACACUGUUCUGGACGAACCUUGGAGAGCCACCAACUACUCCAACACUGUGAAUGCGAAGUGUGAUCAGUCUGUUUCGUGGGUUGGCUGGUACAGGCUCAUGUAUAAAGGAUACAGCGUCCGGAUGCCAGAGUCAUGUGUUAAUAUUAACAUGUGUGGCACUCACGCCCCCCUCUGGAUCAACGGUGCUCAUCCACAGCUGCAGGACGGAGUGGUCACCCGCCAAAUCUGUGGUAACUGGAAUAGCGACUGCUGUAACUUCAAAUCCAACCCUAUUCGAGUGAAAGCUUGCCCAGGAAACUACUACGUCUAUGAGUUUGUCAGCCCGUCUGGCUGUUCGUUGGCAUACUGUGCAGAUGUUAGAGUAGCAGCACCAACACCUACAUACCAACCCCUGACAAUCUCCAACAGUGCUGACCCGUGCUACAGCUACACUGUGCUGGACGAACCUUGGAGAGCCACCAACUACUCAGACACUGUGAAUGCGAAGUGUGAUCAGUCUGUUUCGUGGGUUGGCUGGUACAGACUCAUGUAUAAAGGAUACAGCGUCCGGAUGCCAGAGUCAUGUGUUAAUAUUAACAUGUGUGGCACUCACGCCCCCCUCUGGAUCAAUGGAACUCAUCCACAGCUGCAGGACGGAGUGGUCACCCGCCAAAUCUGUGGUAACUGGGAUAGCGACUGCUGUAACUUCAGAUCCAACCCUAUUCGAGUGAAAGCUUGCCCAGGAAACUACUAUGUCUAUGAGUUUGUCAAACCGUCUCACUGCAGGUUGGCGUAUUGUGCAGAUAUGAAAGUAAUGACCCAGACAGUCUCCAGCAGUGCUGACCCGUGCUACAGCUACACUGUGCUGGAUGAACCUUGGAGAGCCACCAACUUCUCCAACACUGCGAAUGUGAAGUGUGAUCAGUCUGUUUCGUGGGUUGGCUGGUACAGGCUCAUGUAUAAAGGAUACAGCGUCCGGAUGCCAGAGUCAUGUGUUAAUAUUAACAUGUGUGGCACUCACGCCCCCCUCUGGAUCAACGGUGCUCAUCCACAGCUGCAGGACGGAGUGGUCACCCGCCAGAUCUGCGGUAACUGGGGCAGCAACUGCUGUAACUUCAAAUCCAAGCCUAUUCGAGUGAAAGCUUGCCCAGGAAAUUACUACGUCUAUGAGUUCGUCAAACCGUCUGACUGUUCCUUGGCAUACUGUGCAGAUGUUGCAGUAGCAGCAACACCAACACCUACCUACCAAUCCUUGACAAAUGAUGGAGUGGUAACACCAACAUCUACCUACCAAUCGCUGACAAGUACAGAAGUAACGACCCAGACCGUUUCCAGCAGUGCUGACCCGUGCCUUAACUACACUGUGCUGGACGAACCUUGGAGAGCCACCAACUACUCCAACACUGUGAAUGCGAAGUGUGAUCAGUCUGUUUCGUGGGUUGGCUGGUACAGGCUCAUGUAUAAUGGACAGGACGUCCGGAUGCCAGAGUCAUGUGUUGAUAUUUACAUGUGUGGCACUCACGCCCCCCUCUGGAUCAAUGGUGCUCAUCCACAGUUGCAGGACGGAGUGGUCACCCGCCAGAUCUGCGGUAACUGGAAUGGCAACUGCUGUAACUUCAAAUCCAAUCCUAUUCGAGUGAAAGCUUGCCCAGGAAACUACUACGUCUAUGAGUUUGUCAGCCCGUCUGACUGUUGGUUGGCAUAUUGUGCAGAUACAGAAGUAACGACCCAGACUGUCUCCAGCAGUGCUGACCCGUGCUACAGCUACACUGUGCUGGACGAACCUUGGAGAGCCACCAACUACUCCAACACUGUAAAUGCGAAGUGUGAUCAGUCUGUUACGUGGGUUGGCUGGUACAGGCUCAUGUAUAAUGGACAGGACGUCCGGAUGCCAGAGUCAUGUGUUGAUGUUUUCAUGUGUGGCACUCACACCCCCCUCUGGAUCAAUGGCACUCACCCGGAGCUGCAGGACGGAGUGGUCACUCGCCAAAUCUGCGGUAACUGGAACAGCAACUGCUGUAACUUCAGAUCCAACCCUAUUCAAGUCAAAGCUUGCCCAGGAAACUACUACGUCUAUAAGUUCGUCAAACCGUCUGACUGUUGGUUGGCAUAUUGUGCAGAUGUUACAACAGCACAUGGAGCAACCAACAUCCCACCACUGCCAAAGCAUCUUGUUAAACAAAGAAAGAGACGUUCUUCAGCAAAUAACCCUGGACAGACAUCCACCAGUGAAGGUUUUUAGAAACAGCUUAAAGAAGAACUGGUUAGAAAAGGCCUCCCUAGCAACAAUACAUCUGAAUAAAAUCUGAAAAUGGAAUGAUGUGAAUUAAGCCAAACAGGAACCUGAAAUCUGUUAAAUCUCUUAGAGCUCUUUCUGAUCAUUGUAUUGAACAGAUUUAAAUGUAGGUUAAUCAUGUGCUUGGAAAUUAUGUUAAAGUUUAUACAAUGCCAUAGAGUGUUACUGCUAAAAUGCCUUUCUGUUAUGUGUGUUACACUGGUAUUAGCAUAGCAUAACAGUAUUGCAUUCUCACGUUUCUGCUGUAAUACUGUACUUUAGUGUAGUCAAAAACUUAAAAAUACAUAUACAAAUAUAAAUAUAUAAACUCCAUAACCAGAGAAUUCGGCUAAGAAAGUAUAAACAUAUCCUAAUGGUUAAGGCCGGAUGGCCCUAUUUAUCCUUUAAAUAACGCAGUAAAUAUAUAUUUUUUAUUCUUGUUCUUAUGUUGUUUGGUCAGUAAUGGGUUUUUGUGUUCUGUCAGAAUCUGCACAUUUUGUUCUGCAAUGAAAUAAUUUUCUUAAUCUUCAAAUAAAUCACAUUUGAGUUGUAUAUGCA
Colossoma macropomum (tambaqui) is the source of this 3271-nucleotide messenger RNA. RefSeq lists its product as uncharacterized. The transcript has 20 exons. Bases 557 to 2680 code for a protein of 707 amino acids. The record is from RefSeq and is a predicted model, not a curated record. Lineage: Eukaryota; Metazoa; Chordata; Actinopteri; Characiformes; Serrasalmidae. Gene Ontology annotation, biological process: neutrophil migration. Gene Ontology annotation, cellular component: apical plasma membrane; cell surface.